ACAAUGGCUACCGGGAGUGCCUGGCCAAUGGCACCUGGGCCGCCCGCGUGAACUACUCGGAAUGCCAGGAGAUCCUUAGCGAGGAGAAGAAGAGCAAGGUACACUACCAUGUUGCCAUCAUCAUCAACUACCUGGGCCACUGCAUCUCCCUGGUAGCCCUCCUGGUGGCCUUUGUCCUCUUUCUGCGGCUCAGGAGCAUCCGGUGCCUGAGAAACAUCAUCCACUGGAACCUCAUCUCGGCCUUCAUCCUGCGGAAUGCCACGUGGUUCGUGGUCCAGCUCACCAUGAGCCCAGAAGUCCACCAGAGCAAUGUGGGCUGGUGCAGGUUGGUGACAGCCGCCUACAACUACUUCCACGUGACCAACUUCUUCUGGAUGUUUGGCGAGGGCUGCUACCUGCACACAGCCAUCGUGCUGACGUACUCCACCGACCGGCUGCGCAAGUGGAUGUUUAUCUGCAUCGGCUGGGGUGUGCCUUUCCCCAUCAUCGUGGCCUGGGCCAUUGGGAAGCUGUACUACGACAAUGAGAAGUGCUGGUUUGGCAAAAGGCCUGGGGUGUACACUGACUACAUCUACCAGGGCCCCAUGAUCUUGGUCCUGCUGAUCAAUUUCAUCUUCCUUUUCAACAUCGUCCGCAUCCUCAUGACCAAACUCCGGGCAUCCACCACGUCUGAGACCAUUCAGUACAGGAAGGCUGUGAAGGCCACUCUGGUGCUGCUUCCCCUCCUGGGCAUCACGUACAUGCUGUUCUUCGUGACCCCUGGGGAGGACGAAGUCUCCCGGGUCGUCUUCAUCUACUUCAACUCCCUCCUGGAAUCCUUCCAGGGCUUCUUCGUGUCUGUGUUCUACUGCUUCCUCAACAGCGAGGUCCGCUCUGCCAUCCGGAAGAGGUGGCGCCGAUGGCAGGACAAGCACUCGAUCCGCGCCCGCGUGGCCCGCGCCAUGUCCAUCCCCACCUCCCCCACCCGUGUCAGCUUUCACAGCAUCAAACAGUCCACAGCAGUCUGA
This is a messenger RNA of Physeter macrocephalus (sperm whale), 1007 nucleotides long. It is a transcript of the gene CRHR1, whose product is annotated as corticotropin releasing hormone receptor 1. The annotation marks the transcript as partial. The record is from RefSeq and is a predicted model, not a curated record. Gene Ontology annotation, cellular component: plasma membrane; neuron projection. Gene Ontology annotation, biological process: cell surface receptor signaling pathway; adenylate cyclase-activating G protein-coupled receptor signaling pathway. Gene Ontology annotation, molecular function: corticotropin-releasing hormone binding; G protein-coupled peptide receptor activity; corticotropin-releasing hormone receptor activity. The transcript has 10 exons. NCBI's taxonomy places the organism in Eukaryota, Metazoa, Chordata, Mammalia, Artiodactyla, Physeteridae.